Molecule: messenger RNA, 594 nt
Organism: Sparassis crispa
Lineage: Eukaryota; Fungi; Basidiomycota; Agaricomycetes; Polyporales; Sparassidaceae
Exons: 2
Coding region: 1-594 (197 amino acids)
Source: RefSeq, a predicted model, not a curated record
AUGACUGGAUACUACUGGCUGGAUGGGCAGGAGCACUCACUGUGCCCUGCACGUCAUACCUACCUGGCAACACCUCUCAGGACCUCUGAAGUGAACAACCUCACUCAUUGGCUCACAAUCGCCGACUGGCUGGUCGAGCGACAUCUCCACCUCGCCACCCUCCACGAGCGCUACGCUUGCGAAGAUGGCCUUACCACCAUCAAGCGUGCUCACCGCCGCCUCGACGCCCUCGCAGAACGCCUGGGAGCCGCUGUCACCCGCGCGACUUUCGACGUGGCAUGGACGCAUCACCACGUGACACGUGACUGCAUCAAACGCGACGUCGCCACUCCUACCACAGUACCCGCGCUCCCUGCUUCCCCCUCCCUCGUGUCCGAAAAGCUCGCCAAGCCCGAGCACCCACGCCACAUCAAGAACGACGCGCCGCACCUGGACCGAAAAAACCGGCCCCAAAAACCGGUAGGGGAGAGUGUGGGGGUAAAAGAGGCCGAGGAGAGAAGAAGGGAGGAGAGGAGGCCGGAGAAGAAGGUGCAGGAACGGACGCGGCGCGACCAGGAGCAGGAGCGGAUGCCGUGCAAGCACGAUGACACAUGA